This is a messenger RNA of Cololabis saira (Pacific saury), 2261 nucleotides long. RefSeq names its product target of EGR1, exonuclease (gene toe1). Gene Ontology annotation, molecular function: 3'-5'-RNA exonuclease activity; snRNA binding; metal ion binding. NCBI's taxonomy places the organism in Eukaryota, Metazoa, Chordata, Actinopteri, Beloniformes, Belonidae. The coding region runs from base 229 to 1764 and encodes 511 amino acids. The record is from RefSeq and is a predicted model, not a curated record. Gene Ontology annotation, cellular component: Cajal body; cytoplasm. The transcript has 8 exons. Gene Ontology annotation, biological process: snRNA 3'-end processing.
ACCAUGCCGAGAACACGCGGAAAUGUUUACGGCAGCAGCGCUGAGAUCUAGCUGCUAGGAUACCCGCCCCCGACUCAAUCAAGCAAAAGCGUCACUAUCGACUUACACGGGCGAUAUUGGAAGUAUCUACUAAACACAACCUUCGCUUACAAAGGCGGUGCGUAGACCUCACUAGGUGAUUCACCUAGCGAGCUAGUAUUCACGCAGCCGCGAGAAAACGUGUCAAACAUGGCAUCUUCUCUGAUGGUUCCAGUUAUCGACAUCCAUAAUGGCAAUCUGAAAGAGCUUUGGCCUAGUUUGGUCGUUGCAAUUCAUUCUUCGUCCUUCAUUGCGCUAGACACGGAGCUGUCUGGUCUGGGGAACAGGAAGGCCUUACUGGCCGAGUCUAUAGAGGACAGAUAUAAGGCCAUAUGCCAUGCUGCUCGCUCCCGCUCCAUCCUGUCUUUGGGGAUUGCCUGUUACAAGACACUGGACAUCAAGGAUCCAGACUCAUACAUGGUCCAGGUGUUUAACCUCACCCUCCUGUGCUCAGAAGAGUAUAUUAUUGAACCCCAGUCAGUCCAGUUCCUGGUGCAGCACGGGUUUGACUUUAACAAGCAAUACAGUCAAGGAAUUCCUUACUGGAAGGGAAAUAAUAAGGGAGGAGCAGAUGACCGUGGAGUCCACAUCCGAGCUUUAUUCAUUGACCUGCUGCGUGCAAAGAAACCUCUGGUGUUGCACAACGGCCUCAUUGACAUGGUCUUCCUGUAUCAGAGUUUUUAUGCUCAACUUCCUGAGCGCCUGACCAACUUCACAGCCGACCUGUCUGAGAUGUUUCCCGCCGGCAUUUAUGACACCAAAUACAUCACUGAGUUUGAGCUGAGGCUGACUGCUUCCUAUCUGGAGUACGCCUACAAGAAAUGCAAACUGGAUAACAGUCGCAGCGUCACAGCCGGAGCGCUGGGACCUCAGUUUGGUGUAGAGUUCAUUCGGUACGCCGGCCAGCUGUCCACCUACGUGGAAUAUAGAGACUGUCCUGCGGUAGCUUCGUCAGAGGAACAGAGUGACGUCUGCCAGCGCUUCUCUGCUUUUGGCUGGUGUCCAAACGGCACAAAUUGUCAGCUUUCCCACGACACAGACCUCAUCGUCCUCCAAGACGAGAAAUGCAAAGACGACAGGAAGAAGAGAAAGAGGAAGAGACAGAGGGAGAAGAAGAAAGCUAAAGGACAGGCAGCAGAGGACUCCGCCCUCCUAGACGGUGCCCCCGAAAGCAAAAAACCCAACAUAGAAGUGGAUCCAGAAAAAACACCAGGCGACACACAGAACACAGACCUCGUGAAACAAACGGACCUGGAUGGAAACGACAAGCAGGAUGAGGCACUGAGUAUGAACACUAACAAUGAGGGAAAUGGGAUGUUGGAACAUGAAACGGAGCCAAGAGAAACAACAGCUGCAAGUGAAGGUGGAGAUGGAAGUGUUGCUGACGGCUCUGCUGAGACAAAUCCACAGAAGAAGAAGGUGGAUGGAGGAUCACAUCGGGCAGGGUUUGAUGCCUAUAUGACAGCAUACAUCUUUGCCUACUCUUGUGCGCUCAACAAGAAGAAGAAAGAGGAAGGGGCUGGAGAAGCAAAGGAGGAGAAAGAGCAGCCGUGGCUUUCUACUUGUCUUAACAAGGUCUAUCUCAGCGGAAAGGCGGCUCCUCUGAAUGUGGUUAAAAGCACCUUCUGCAAGUCAUCCAAGGCCCACAUUCAGAAAAUGGAAUUGGUGUGGAGUGGGAAAACCUAGUGUCAGGACUUUUGUUCAACUGUUGACUGACAUGUCUUUUUUUUUUUUUUUUUUUUUUUGUGAUAGUGAUAUUUCUGAAAAUUUGCUAGAGAAGUCAGUUUGACACACUCGAAUGUUUCAUGUAGCCAAAUUUUAGUUCAAAUACCUGUAAGUGAAGGUAUUUUCAUUGGUUUUAUUGUUGCACACAUCUGCUUUUGUGCCUGUGGGUUAUCUAAGUAGUUUUUUUUCUUCUUUUAUUCAUUGAUUAAAGAAUUCCUAACAAAUAUGUAAAGGAAAUGUCAGCAUAAUUAUACAGUGACCAAAAAAAUGUGAAUUUCAAGGCUUCCUUGCAAAAUACAGGUGAUCUCAUGUUUUUCAAGGACAUUUAGACGAAUGAAACACUCCUCCAAUCCGCUGUCAUUAAGCAGGAGGUGAGAUGAUGUUUAGUUUCACUCGAUGCCACGUGGUAGAUCUUAUAUUACUGUUUUAGAUUAGAAUAAAAACUUUUCAUCAAUUAA